AUGGCGUCCUCUCACUUUGCAGCCAGCAUCAAGAGAAGACUCCCAGCAGACGACGAGGGGAAAGAUCCGAGAAACAAGCGCAAAGACGGACGCUCGCCACAGGGAUUCAAGCAGCUGUGCUGCUGCCUCCAUACGCUCUCCAGGCUCCGUGGAAAGUGUUUCAUGGCAGAGAUGAAGCCAGUGAUUCCAGUAAGCCCGGACACUCAUGCUCUGCCAUUCUUCCUGGAGCUGGUCCCGCACAGCUCUUUCAGGAGGGAGUGA
This is a messenger RNA of Knipowitschia caucasica, 261 nucleotides long. The record is from the annotation of a GenBank genome assembly. Lineage: Eukaryota; Metazoa; Chordata; Actinopteri; Gobiiformes; Gobiidae.